AUGCAAAACUCGCUCACAACAAACCAGCCAGUUCGUCCACAACAAUCGCAAGUAGUACAAACUUUCGAGCAUCAGCAAACGAACUAAUAGCUUAUGAUAUCAGUAAGGUUUUAAUGUAUAAAUGUUUCAUUCAGCAUCACCCUUUUUCAUCCUCACUGCAGCGGCUCAGGCCAUCAGGCCUUCCUUAGGGAUGUUUAUCAGCCAUAACUAUCCACGCUGGCCCAAUGCGGAUUGGAGGGUGUUCGGUUAAUGACCGAACACUGCAUCAUAUGCAUUUUACAUAAUUUAGGUAAAUAAUCGCGGCUCGUGGCGAAAAGUAGGUCACCGCCAGCCAGCCUGUAGUUAGAUAUGUUUUUCAGUAGAACAUUUCGACCCCAUUAAAGGUUGGAUGUUACCUCAAUACAAACAUUAUUUUUACUUUAUCCUCCCCUACGCUACGCAUACUCAUCCCCGAACAGAGGGUACAACGACUGCACAUGUCGCCUGAACCAACAGCUUAAUGCUUCCAAGUCACAGAGUAUCGUUUUAUAUAGAUAAUAGUUUUUAUGGUCACCCAUCAUGUGAGCAACCCAUGCGAAAGAUGCUUGGCAACAUCGAUCGCAGGCCAUGGCGCUCAUCUACGGCACACAGCCCGUAAUGUUUUAUUAAUGAAAAAUAUUAUUAUUAUUAUUAUUAUUUAAUGUCCAGGAUAGUCAUACUGAUCAAUCACCAGACAGUCUACCGAACUAUGUACCAUCAUAUCCAGGACCGGACUCGGGAGCGCCUAGUCCUGACGGAUGCAGUUUCCAACCAGCUGCUCAAAGAUUUAAAAUUAAUGAGCAGAGGAUAAAACUCCUCACCACUGUGAACCAAAUUGUUCAGCAACGAGCGGAACUAGAAUCAAACCGUAUUACCCUCUCCGGAUUGUUAGACGAACUGCGAAGGAAGCUGAAGAGGAGAAUAGAAGAAUGCCACUUUGAGAAGAAAGAGAAAGUUAGAGCACUAAAGCAAGCGAAUCAAAGGUUAGAAAGAGAGAAAUUUGCCAUCAUGACAGAGAUAGAACAUCUUAAGAGACAUUUGGAGAAAGAAGAGUCGCACCAUGUGAAACAUGUCAGAACUGCUGUAGCGCAGGCAGACAAUAAGCUAGCAGCCGCGAGAUUAAUGCGUGACAUCGCAGAGCUGAGGCAACGCGUGGCACAAGUUGAAGCAAGGCUAGCAAACGAACUAAAGCGUAAGAGGCAGGCUGAGCACGACAUUGCUCGACUGAGGAAGGAACUCUCCGCUACGAAAAGCUGCGUCGCUUCCCUCCGGCUGCCCACCAGGCCGCUCGUCAAGCAUUGCUCCAAGUUCGCUUGA
This is a messenger RNA of Diatraea saccharalis (sugarcane borer), 1335 nucleotides long. Lineage: Eukaryota; Metazoa; Arthropoda; Insecta; Lepidoptera; Crambidae. The record is from the annotation of a GenBank genome assembly.